AUGGAAACAUUCUUCACCUCACUUAUCUACAAUGCGAAGCAGAUUGAAACGGAUUUUAGGGGAGCUUCAGUCUCUCCCCCACUUUGCAACUACAUUUCCUAUAUUCGCGAACUUGAUGUUGAUUUAAUGAGACUGGCAAUAAUUGGAUGGCUCCAUCACACUUAUCAACUAAACAAAGUCGAUUUGGAACGGAAUCGAAAAAUGGUUAGCGCAUUGUUGGGACGUUUCAUUUCUCACGGUAGCAGCAUAAUCACUCCUAGCAUCCGAGACGAAAUAUACGCGCGAACGAGCAAGUUAUUAAUGGCUCAAUGUACCAAAUUAUGGUAUCUGUCGUUUACUUCAUUUUUCAAAACUCAAGGGCCAUUCUUUGAUCCCUCUCCCUCGUCAUCGUAUAAAAUUGUUUGUUAUCCCGGUGCUGAAGAAUGUUUAUCGCACCUUGUUGGUCUCAAUUGUAAAGCCAACAACCAAUUGGCUACUAUGCUAAGAGAAGUUUCAAGGAUAUCAAACAGUCUCCAAAUACUGAAGGUUGAUUGGUCAACUGACCCGAAGCCAAUAGUUUUUCAUCAGCAUUCGACAAAAGCCAAGGCAAUGGCAGAUUUCAUUAAGUCUCAAAAAUCCUUGCAUGAUCUCGAGUUAUAUCGAUUCCACAUUAAUAAUACCUUCCUUAUGGAUUCAUUGACCACCGUUGCUAGUUCCCUGACUAAACUUACGUUUAAGAAAGCAACUAUCAGAGAAUUCCAGUUCUUUUCAUCGAUCAAUCAAUUGGUAAAUUUACGAGAAUUAUCAUUCAUCGAUUGCGAAUUCUGGAACGAAAAUAGUUCACUCAAUCUAUUGGAAUUUCCUUGCCUCCUUUCAUUGGAGUUGAAUUCCAGUUAUCCCUUGCAAGUUUUCUUACCUUCUCCGGAACCCGAAGCUUCCCUAUCACCCGCGGAAACUAUCACAUCAUCACCAUCAUAUAAUAAUUUACAGAACCUUGAUUCAUCGGAUAGUUUACCAGAAGAAAAUAUCAUCACAUCAUUGCGAUACUUCACCUUCAUCCAUAUCCCUGCCACUGAACAUAGAUUAAUUCUCCGAUACAUGGCUUCUAACUUUAAAAAUAUCACUCAUUUCACCUGCGACGAGUUUAUUCACGACUUCAACCCAUUUAACCAAUUUUUCUCGUUUUGCAAAUUUCUCAAGAAGAUCGUGAUAAAGAAUAAAGUUUUUCGUGCCAGAGGAGAAGCCGCCGAUACAGUCACGGAGACUGUGAUCGAUGAUUUCUUCCUUCAGGUGAAACAUCCUCAUUGGAAAGACCUUUACCAUCUCGAGCUACACGGGUAUUUUUAUUUUUCAGUUGAAUCUUUGGAAACCUUUUUCAAGGACUCAAAGGUCAAGUUGCUAAAUUUUGUAAUCGAGAGAUCUCUUUGCUUCGGAAAUCAACACUUGAAGGUGUUACUGGAUCACCAGGGUGAACAUUUAAAGAAUGUUCGACUGAGUGGGAAUAAGAAGCUAUACAAGAACUUGCGGGAUAAGGCGACUAAAGAAUACGAAAUUGACCUUGACUACGAAUUUAUUAUCAAUAAGGAUAUUUGA
Acaulospora colombiana is the source of this 1572-nucleotide messenger RNA. The record is from the annotation of a GenBank genome assembly. NCBI's taxonomy places the organism in Eukaryota, Fungi, Glomeromycota, Glomeromycetes, Diversisporales, Acaulosporaceae.